Messenger RNA from Plasmodium vivax (malaria parasite P. vivax), 2286 nucleotides. Its product is annotated as ATP-dependent RNA Helicase, putative. Lineage: Eukaryota; Apicomplexa; Aconoidasida; Haemosporida; Plasmodiidae. Bases 1 to 2286 code for a protein of 761 amino acids. The transcript is spliced from 2 exons. The record is from RefSeq and is a predicted model, not a curated record. Gene Ontology annotation, molecular function: nucleic acid binding; ATP binding.
AUGGGCGGUCCCAGUGGAGAUGGCUCCCCGGAGCAAUCCGCGGAUGCAAAGGAGGGCGAAUUUGGCGAACUGGGCGAACCGGGCGAACGGGGCGACCCGGGCGACCAGGAAAUGGACCCCCUGGACGAAUUCAUGAUGGAAAUAAAUAAAGUGCUGGAGGAGGAGAAGCAAAAGACGAAAUUGAGAGAAAAGGACGCAGAGGAGGCAGCGGCCAAGUCGGACCCCAUCAAAGGCAGCAGUUAUUCACGUGUGGAGAAGGAACCCCCCAGAGGAAGCACCCCCAGCCGUGCAAGAACCUACUUUGUUAGGGAAAGUAAAGCUCAUGGGGAAAGCAAAAGUAGUCACACCUUGGAUGACCAUCCGGAAGAGGAUGGUGGGCACGAUGACGAUAGUCUGGAUGACAAUGACGCCACAGCUGAUAUUUACGAAUUUUUGGAAAAAAAAAAUGAAGAAUUGGCAAAUGAGAAGCGGCGAGCAGAAGCGCAUGGAGGAAAGGGAACCCACAACAGGAACAUGAUGAGCGAUGAUUCUCCAGAUGACGGGGAUGACUUCUUCCAAAACGGAAGAGACAGCAAUAGGGAAAAUGAAAUAAUUGAAAAUGAUAUCAACUACGAUGAGGUGCAGCUGGAUCAAUUUAAUAAAGACAUCUUUGUUACAGAUGAAAGCAUCACCAAUUUUACUUUAGAAGAAAGUGUCGAGUACAAGAAGAAAAAUAACAUCACAACUAUCGGAUUCAGCGUUCCGAAACCCAUUUUUUCAUUUUUGCAAUUAAAACAUGUGAUAGACAAGGAGGUGCUGGAAAAUAUGUACAAUUCGUCCAUAAGCAUCUUGUCCCCCAUCCAAAGCAUCGUCAUUCCGAUCUUCUUAAGUGGUCGGGAUUUCAUAGCCAGUAGCAGAACUGGUUCGGGAAAGACCCUCUCCUUCAUCAUAUCUUUGAUAAUCCACUUGGGAAACUACAAACAAGUUGAGAGGGAAAGGAAGAAGAAAAACUUCGAGAGGGAGGGUGACCCCCCGGAAGAGGAACACGCAGCGGCAGGAGCGGCAUCGACAGCAGCACCUCCAACAACAACAGCUCAAGCAGCACCACCACCAACGGCGUACCCGUCCAAACAGGGCAAAGGCAACGCCUCGGCCCAUGCGCUGAUACUCACCCCGACGAGGGAACUGUGCGUGCAAAUAGGUGACCAAAUUGACAAACUCUGCUUGAAAAAACUAAAAUCGUGCAUCCUGUUCAGCGGAAUAAAUUACAAAAACGCAUAUGAGGACAUUCACCGAGGAGUGGACAUCAUAAUUGCAAAUGUAAAAACGUUAAUCAAUUUUGUUAAUAAAAAGUAUCUCUCCCUUAUGAAGAUAAAGUACGUCAUUUUGGACGAAUUUGACCGACUUUUUUCGAAGCAAUUUGUCAACUCCGUUACCUCCAUACUCAGAAAUAUAAGGGCUGACGCGAUGAAGGGAUUUUUUUCCUCCACCUUUUCUGAGCAAUCAUGUGAACUGGCAAAGCCGUAUUUAAAUAAAAAAUUCAUCAUCAUUAAGGUGGGAGAGAACAACGUUUUAAUCGAUAAAAAAUUUUACAUCCUUGAGGACCACGCAAAGUAUGGCUAUCUGCUCAAUUGUGUGCAUGCCUGCGCUCCAAGUGGCCAAGGAUUUAUUUUUUGCAAUAGCAAAAAAAAUGUGAUGACUUUAUAUGAAAAGUUGAAAAGGGAAAUCUCGCUCAGGCACAUUUCGUUUGACUACAUUUAUGGAGACAUAGACCAGACGGAGAGGCUGUACAAACUGGAUUGCCUGAAGAAGAAGAAAACGCAAGUUCUCGUCAGCACGGACCUCAUGGCGCGCGGCAUCGACGUCAUGGACUUGAACUUCGUCAUCAACUACGACUGCCCCAGCGACCUCUUCGUCUACGUGCACAGGAUAGGCAGGUGUUCCCGGAUGAACAACCGGGGACAAGCCAUAACGUUCAUACAGCCAUCCGAAAAAAGAAUUGCCUUCCUCAUUUACAGCCACUUAAAUAACAAAAAGGAAAAAGUGGACCAAGAGCUGGAAGACUUUAUUCGCAGCAACAACCUCCAUAAUGAUGUCCAAAUGAAAAAAGUGAAAAGAAAAAUGAACGACUCCAUCUUUGAUGUGUCCCAGAAGAAGGCAAAACAUCCGGGGGAUAACAAAUCCAUAUUGGCUGACUUUGCCUUUAAAAAAAUGUCCGCGCCGUCUAAAAGUGAAGAGGACGCUUUGAAAAAUGUGAAGGUCUUUACGCCAAAUGACGUUUUGACAUCCUCCGAUGAGGAAUACUGA